GCUCUCAGCCAUGGCGACUUUGGCGCCCACAUCGGGAUUUCGCCUCGGCGGCAGCAUUUUUCAGGCGAAGACGCGGAGAUUUUCGCCGGUUCUUGUGUCGAGCAGGAGCGGCGGCGGCAAUGCGGCGUCGGACAUGGCAGUUUUUCUGGAGAUCGACGGAGUUGUGGCUGAUUUGCACAGACACGGGCAUCGGCAAAGCUUCAAUGUAGCUUUCCAGAGGCUGGGCCUCGACUGCGCGAAUUGGACUGAGCCUGUCUACCUUGAUCUUCUCAGGCAGGCAGGCAGUGAUGAAACGCAAAUGCUGACCACAUUUUUCGAUAGAAUUGGAUGGCCCAUGUCGCUGCCAACGAAUGAGAAGGACACAUUUGUAAGAAAGCUAAUGGAAUCCAAGCAACACGAACUGGAGACUCUGGCAGCAUCGGAUGCGAUUCCAAUUCGACCCGACUUAACGAGCUUUGUGGACGAGGCCAUGGGCGAGCUCGUUCCCGUUGUCUUCAUAUCUUCCUACAGCAAGAGCGGAGAGCGGGUUGCAAGACUGCUACUCGACAAGCUGGGAAUGGAGCGCCUCGACUACAUCAAGAUUGUUGGCUCGCACGAGGUGGAAAGCAGUGCGUAUGGACAAGUUGUCCUCGGCCUCGGCGUUUCUUCCUCUCCAGAUGAGCUCCUUGCCACCGAAGUCGCCAAAGCUGUUUCCAGCGAGAAGCAAAGGCUUGCCAGUGAGGUUGCUUCCACCUUGAAACUUAAAGUCGAUCUUGACACAACCUCUAGUGCACUAUUAAAGACAACAAUAGCAGCUCUAAGAGCCGCUGCUGAGACCGCUGGAGUGCCUAUCGAUCGGGGCAUCCUUCUGGCUGGUGCCUAUCUCGGCACAGAAGCAGCCAGUAGAAUCAGCCUUCCCUGCGUUGUUGUACGAAGCAGUUUAACGGCUAGAGCGGAGUUUCCCCUUGCUAGAGCAACACUGGAAGGCUUUGGAGCUGGAGCUAUAACUCUAAGUAGAUUGCGGAAGUACCUGGCUUGAAAUUCUACCCUGUAAGUUGUAAGCUAUGUCAAUAUACACGAGCUUGGGCUUUCUAAACCA
Molecule: messenger RNA, 1078 nt
Organism: Selaginella moellendorffii
Lineage: Eukaryota; Viridiplantae; Streptophyta; Lycopodiopsida; Selaginellales; Selaginellaceae
Product: CBBY-like protein
Exons: 11
Coding region: 11-1018 (335 amino acids)
Molecular function (GO): hydrolase activity
Source: RefSeq, a predicted model, not a curated record